Molecule: messenger RNA, 5573 nt
Organism: Bufo bufo (common toad)
Lineage: Eukaryota; Metazoa; Chordata; Amphibia; Anura; Bufonidae
Gene: C2H4orf54
Product: chromosome 2 C4orf54 homolog
Exons: 2
Coding region: 484-4941 (1485 amino acids)
Source: RefSeq, a predicted model, not a curated record
UCAUUGAGGUCUCAGGGCAUGGAAAAUGCCCAGCCCACGUAUUUUACAGAAGAAAUGAGUGCCGCCUUGCUAGAAUUGGUCAUUUUUGAGAAUUUUUUCGUUUUUUCUGGAUCCUCGGAAUUCAGGUGGAUUAAAUGAGUGCAUGACUAGCAAUCUUCCAGCCCUCUCCUUCCCCCCACACCUCUCCAGCCAUGGAUUUUCUAGGAAAGCUGAUACUGGGAAUUCUCAGCUUUUCAGUAGGACCUGGGUGAAGGCUGAACAUGCCCAGAGGGCGGAUGGUGGGACAAUGCUGCACACUACAAAGGGACAAAGACAUAAAGCACAUGUCUGCCCCCUCAUGUGUCACACUCAAUGUCACUGAAACCCUCUCAGGGUGACGUAUGAAUCCCAUUCAGGAAAAGAAGAAUUUCCCAUCUGCAUUGCCUUCAUUUCUGGGGCCAGUCAGGCUGACAGCUACACGCCUGGCACACACGGGCAGCAGCCAUGCAACGGGCGGGCAGCGCGGACAUGGAGAGCCUGAAGACGGUGGCACAGCCGGAGGCAGGGUAUGUGGAAAUCCCGGUGCCAGCGCAGGGUAGAGCGGCUGGCACAGCGGGGCUCACCGUCACCCUCAGCGCUGUGGGGAGAAGGCAGAGUCCCGGGCACACAGCGCCUGACCAGCCAGCCGCGUCCUACCCGUCCCCUCUUAUGCCCUGUGCCAACGACGAGGCGCACUACAUCACCACCCACGAAAUCCAGCUCUGCGAGGCAGACCAGGAGCCCGACUACCCUGACUUUGGGCUGGCCCCAUCCACUUGGAGUGAGCCGGUGGACAGCGCCCCCUGCAGCUUCCUGGAAUACGCCUCGUUUGACAGCCAGGGGGGCAGCCCGACCGACGAGGACUGCAGCUACUACUUGAGCACUGCCAGUGAUCCCAACCCCACAGACAGCCUGGGCAGCACCGAGCUGGGCAGCACCUACUCGGAGAGCGAGCCAUCCCCCAGCAGCAGCAGCACCAAGAGCAGGCUGGACGAGUCCAAGGCAGGGAUCUCCAAAGGACAGAUCCUCCUAUCAAUCAAGACCGCAUCCAAGGCUAUAAAUGAGCCUAGCAACAUCCUGAGCAACCAAAACAGCGCCCCUGCUGAUGCCAAGCAUGACCCAGACAUGAGCUACUGCCUGUCCACAGCCACCGGGGGCAAGGCUCUGCAGCAGUACCACUGCCACCCUUACUCCCAGGCAGCGGACGCCCACAGGCUGGUGGCCAUACCGGCAAGACUCCAGGCUCGCAGCGGGGUCCAUGCAGACAUUUCCAGCGGAGCUUCCAGCGCAGUCAGCGAGCUAGAUGACGCCGACAAGGAGGUGCGGAGCCUGACCUCCAGGGCUUUCCGCAGCCUGGCUUAUCCCUACUUUGAAGCCAUCAACUUCAGCUCCAGCGAGUCCACCACCUCUCUGUCCGACCAGAACAUAGGGAUAAACAGCUGGUCCACCUACCUGGACUGGAAAGGAGGGUCUUUCCUCUCGCAGAAAGCAGAGAAGACCCUGCACCAGCACUCAGCCACUUCCAACUUUGGACUGAAGAAGAUAGGCAAGGAUGAAAGCAAGGAGCAGCAGGUGUAUGUGCAAGCCAACAAGUCUGAGACCAAGGCUUUCGAGCUGGUGGUCAGCGAGGUGGCAGAGAAGCGGGCAAACCCAGCAAGCUCCUCCAAGCGCAUCCAGUCUGGAUCCAGGAUCGUGACGUUGACCGAGACCCUAAAUAUCAGCAGCAGCAGCAGUAAUGUGAAGGCUAGUGCUGCCGCCGGGAAGGAGCGAGUCAGCAAGCAAGCAAGCACUGAUCAUGCCCCAGGCUCGGCUGGCACAGAUGGAGUUACAGAGAACCUGCCAAGAGACCGCGCUGCCCCGAGUCUGGAGGUGAACAAGCUGAGCGGCAGCACUCUGGUAGAGGCCAUGGAGGGCACCCACAAAUCCAAGUACGCCUCAAGCCUGCUGAAAAACAUCAUCUCCAAAAAAAUGCGUCGGGAGCAGGAGUUCAAGAUGGAAAGAGGGGAGCUCAGCGACACCUCCCAAAAAGCGGUCUCCAAAGACAGCGAAGGAGCUAAGGAGAAGGGUCUGCAGAGGCAGAACUCCAAGUUCUCCGAGGCAGGCUCUGACUUUACCCUGGUGAGCAGUGAGGAUCUGGGGGAGCUUUUUGAGGCCAAAUCAGCGACCAAUAAAGAUGUGACUUCUUUAGAUAAUAAACGAAUGUCACCCUUUGAGACCCACCGAGAAGAAACCAUAUGCGAGAUGAAGAAGACAGCAUCAGAGACCAUGAAGGGCAUCUUUCUCCGAAGUCAGAACAGCGCCUUCAGGUCGUGGAAGGAGAAGGAAAUAGAAAAGAUGGAAAAGAAAAUCGAGGAGAAUGUGGCAAAAGCAAGAAGGAUAAAGAUCCCACUAGAAAGGGACUGGAGAGCAGAGUUAGGAGAAAUCUCUUCUGUGCAGUCCACCAAGAUGUCCCGGCUGUAUGUCCCUGGCAUACAACACACUCCAAAAGAGAAGCAGGUGGAGAAGCAAGCUACAAAGUACUCUGUGUCUACCUAUGCCCACCAGACCUGCUUCAGCCGCAAUGAGAAUGAAAUCAAGAGUGAAAAACUCCAUAUCUUGGAGGCUUCAGUGAGCAGGUUGACCCCCAGGAUCACCCCCAAGCCUCAGGAGAUUAAACUAAAGCUAGGAUUAUCCACAGAGAAUAAAGAUAGCCCAUUUAACAUUGCCAAGCUGCUGACUCCAAACCUAGCAGCCAGUGCUGCCAGUCUGUCCAAAGCUGCAGAAGACCUCAGAAAUCAAGUCCCUUCCAGAGCUGAAGUUCUGGAGAAAAUGCCCCAGUUCCUUGUAAGAGAUGUAAGAGAGGCCAAACCCAAAGCACAAGGAGCUAUUCACCAGGUGAGGGACGUCAGAAAGCUGCUGAAAAGCUCCUACAGUCAUGACACUGGUGAAGGCAGCGACAGGGGCAGUGUAAUGUCCGACCACAGCACCACAGACCCCAAGUCAAAGCAGAACAAGAGGUCCUCCUCAUUGUCCCCCAUUGUAAUCACCUGCCAGGCUUUGAAGAACAAAGAAGGAGAAAAGGAUAGCCCAUCAGACAAUGCCAUGGAGAAAGGUCUAUCUCCUGCAGACACUGUCUUGGUACACCGGGCAUCUGGCAGGUUGCCGGUGGCCACCAUUGCACCCAAUAAAACAGGACCCAGGAUGCCAGUGGUAAAGAUCGUAUCUAAGGCCUCUAAGUGGAAGCAGGAGAAGCCAAAGGAGCCUGAGGUAAAGCCUGAGUCCAAGUCCCCACAGUCUAAGGCAGCUCUAGAGAAGCUCACCGCUGCAGUGAAGACCAUGGAGCAGCUCUAUGUGUUUGACAAGAAGGAAUGGAAGCGCAAAGAUGAAGUGCAACCGCUCAAAGGCAGCCAUGUGCUCUCCAUGAUUGCCUGCCACGAAGCGUCCAUCGACAGAAAGGCAGCAGAAGAAGCCAGGCCUGUGGCUGAGAUCACCCGCAAAGCAUCCGUCCCCCUGGUCAGCAAAGUGGCUGAGCCGCUGGUUCGCCGCAAUUCUCACCCAGGUGUGGAGAAGAACCCCACUAAGCUUCCACUAACCAAGGAGAGCAAGGCACCAGCCAAGACAUUUCAGGUGUCCAGGUUCACAGAAGGCAAGAAGCAGGAACAACAGCAGACUAACCCAUGUACUAGAGCCGGUUCCAAAAACGUUAAUGUGCUCACUGUGAGCGCCACCCCGGCCAAGAGCAAGCAGCAGAGCCUGGAGUCCACUCUCAAUACCAAAAACACCCGACCACAACCUCCCACCACCCUUAAGAUCCCUGGCAUGUCCACAGAGGAGCCCAAGAAGACCGAAGUGCAGCCGCCUUCUCUGGUGCGCAAAGCCAGUGCUGAUUUUGAAAACUACCUCACCAUCCCGGUAAAGACAGCAGCAGAUGCAAAACCUCCAGUAAGCAUCCGGGAACCACUGGCCAACAACCGAGACAUAGGUACUGGAGAGAACACUAGCAAUACCAAAGAAGUCACCCCGAGCACUAAAGACAGCAGCACACACAGCACUGCCAACAGCCGAGAGACUACCAGUAUUAUCCGGGAAGCUGCAGCCACAGUCCGGGAAGCUGCAGCUCUGUGCACUCUCCCUCCAUUCAGCACCAAGACACAAGCAUCCAGCCCCAAGAGUCCCAUCAAAGCGCCAAGAGACUGGAGCAACAAGGUGAAAGAGGGUGUCCAACCUACCAGAGCAGCUUCAGCAGGCUCUGAACCUCAGACUCCUGACUCUGUCCCACCAGCUGCCAUCUAUCAUCACCCACUGCCACCAGUAGCCAUGGCAAUGCCCACUGCCCAAUGCCCUAUCUAUUACUCCCCUCCUUUGACCUCAGCCACUCCAGCGGAGAUGUACCCCCAGACCCAGCGAAAGAUGUUGGUAGAUCUAGCUACAGGACAGUAUUACUUAGUGGACACUCCUGUGCAACCAGUCAAAAGGAGACUCUUUGACCCAGAAACUGGACAGUAUGUUGAUGUUUCUGUUCCCCCUCCUCCUGUUACCCCAGUGCCCCUUCAUAUGCCACAACUAGCCCUUAGCCCUGGUGCAUAUGGACCUGCUUACAUGUUUUAUCCAGGUUAUUUACCCACUCCUCCAACUGCUGUUCUUCCUCCAAACACUCUACAAACUCAACUUUCCAAUCCAGGCAGUGAACAAUCCUAUGAAAUGCCAGUAAUGGAGGGAUCCCUGCCUGGAGAUUUGGGUAUGGCUGAUAGCCCCUACUAUUUAGCUACCGGGUCUACAACUGCCAAUUCAUCAAUAGGACAAGCCACUAAUAUCAGAAGAGGAUCCAUAGGCUGCCCAGAUGGAAAACAGGUGAUCAGCAUGUUCUCUCAACCUGGGCCCAGGAUUGUGGCUCCACCAUCCUUUGAUGGCACCACCAUGCGUUUUGUCGUGGAGCACAGAUGAAUGCUCAGUGAAUAUAUCUGCUGAUUUGGACCAAGUUCCAUGUUAUGUUGCAGGAUGUGGGACUUGCACAAAGUUUGGUGGGCUUUACGGAAGCCUGCAAGAUAAGCUUUGCACGCAUGCUGCGAAACCAAGCGGCGAGUCGCUGAGUCAGAAGAGGAGGACAAACCACGGCUGAUGGAUUGUGUGAGUUUAGGUUUGCAGACUGUAGACUAGUUAGCCUAAGUGAGAUUUCCACUGGAGCCCUGAGGUGGCCUUCUCAUGAGUAUUCUUCUCAUAAGCUCUUAUAUGUAUCUCUUUUUCUCCGUGUAUUUGUGGAGUAUGGAUUAUUGCAGAAAAAUGUGGAUCUGUUACAUGAAAGCUUUGUUUGCAUUGACAUUACUGCUUUCAAUGUAUUACUGUUUGUAUGUGCUUCCUGGUGCUAGAACAGUCAUAUGACUGAUCUUUAUACUGAAAUUACUCGGUCGGAGGCUCUUAGGUGGGAUUUCUAAGCUACAGACGGCUACGCCAUGUUCUACAAGAUUCAGUUAUCCCUAUUACAUCUGUCUAUGGGGAGUCACAGUCACAUGGGUAAUAUCUUAUGCCUUACUAUAUGCUCAAUUACCUACAGUGACAAGCUGAUUGUAUCGUCUAUG